AUGAGGAAAAAAACAAAGCUUUCAUCUAACGAAGAUCUUGUUGAAGAGAGAGAAGAGCUGAUGGUAUCUCCCUCCUCUAAAAACAGAGUUUCUCUGCCCCACAUUCAAACCUCAAACACCAAUUCAAAAAGGAUAAAACUUUCUCUUUUAUCUUCCUCUCCAGCAGUUGAAGAACUUGUUGACGAGAGAGAAGAUUUCAUGGUGUUUCCCUCUGAAAACAGUCCACCUAGUAGCAGUGGAAAAACCCAACUUCUCAAAGCUAAGCUUCCUCUGCCUCCUCCUGACUUAAAGGCUCUGUCUUUGAGUGUUUCUUUCCAUGGGAGUAACCUCUCAAAAGAGGCAGCUUGGGAUGAGUACAACAAGCCUAUUGAGGAGUUGACGUUGUUUAUCCCUUCUCAUUCUGCUACGAUACCUCAUGUCACCUCAAUGUUCUACGGCUGGGGGAAGAAGUCGUAUCCACAACUCCAGCAUUCUUUGAAGGGGAAGGGUGUUGUUGAAUCAUCUGAAACAUUGAAACCAAGAAACAUCAUAGGAAAUGCUUAUGAUGUUACAUCUGCUUCACGUUCUAGGAAACGGACACGUAGGAAGAGAGUUUGUACUAUGGGUCAUUGUCAGACACAUGACAAUGAUGAUGACGAUCUUAGCCUCACCAUUGCUCAAAUUAGGAGACUUAGUAUUAAGAACUGUAGUGAUGUAACUUAUGGUGGAGAAGAUGCUUCUGAACCGCUUGGUAAAAAGAGUAGGUUUGAGAAAGGGAGUGAAGGUAAUGAUGAAGCUGGCAGCAGAACAUGGAAGGAUAUGGUUAGGAGCCCAAAUGAUGAAAACAAUUCUUUAGAUCCUACUCUUGGCUUUGAUGAUGCAACUAACAUUCUUGUGUCAUCACUGCCAGAGAUAAGGCAAAUUUGUGAUGAUGAGCUUGAUGUACUUGGAAGCAAUGUGGAGAAGAUGACUACGAACGAUGAUGGCAACAAGGAGCCAGAGUUUCUGCUCCAUGGAGAAAAGGGGAGCUUAGAGAAGGAAGAUGACAGUUUGAUCCAGAAAAAGAUUGCGUCAAAUGCAGAUAACAAGGAACCAACUCCUUGUCAAAAUAUUGCUUCUGGAGGCUCUGAAAAAUCUUGUGAGUCAAACAGUAGCAAUUCUGUAGGUGAUGAAACUCAGGGACAUGAUUGCUUUGUUCAUGAUACUGUCCUUGGAUGUGAAGAAACUAUGGAAUCCAGUGAGCAGAUAGAAAAGAGAAACGAAGAUGUUGGUGGUAGUGACUUAAUUGAAAAGAGUUUGCAGAAUGUGAAGGUGAUGGAAUUAUCAAUAGAGGAGCGUAUUAUCAAGGUUCAAAGAAAUGUGGCAUGGUUGAAAGCAAGGAAAGCCACAAAACAGAAGAAAAUUUCAGCAGCUCGUUAGGUCUAGGAAAGUUCAAUGCUGAUUUAG
Messenger RNA from Eruca vesicaria subsp. sativa (arugula), 1425 nucleotides. The record is from the annotation of a GenBank genome assembly. NCBI's taxonomy places the organism in Eukaryota, Viridiplantae, Streptophyta, Magnoliopsida, Brassicales, Brassicaceae.